UCUUGUUAGUGUAACAAGUGUCGAUCUACUUGCUUCCAUCCCUGGAAAGUCAUCUCUUGUUUGAAGUCAACCCGCUGCAAUAAAGAAUAUAGUAAUGACCUUUUUAAUAGACUUUUGCAUGGAAAAUUCCACAUGGAUAAAAAUUGCCAUCGGUGCUUUGGCAACCGAAGUGAUAUGGAUUUUUCUACAGUCUAGAAAAAAACUGAGUCCAAAAACGAAAAAUCGACUGAAUAAGGUUGUGAUUUGCAGCGAAUUAAGCGAAACGUGUGCGCAUUAUCACAUAAGGCAUAGGAAACCGGGAUCUUCAAAAAAGUGUGGGAACAAUUAUUGCUCAUUAAAGAAUAUAGAUGCGAUUGUGGAGGUGAUCGACAAGGCAUUGUACUCCAUUGACAUUGCCAUAUAUGCGUUCACCGCAAUUUCAAUAUCGAAAGCUUUCGAGCGAGCCAUGCACCGUGGAGUGAAAUUACGGAUUAUCAGCGACAAGGAAAUGACCACUUGCGGCGGAUCCCAGGUGGCUGUCUUGUCUCUUCUCGAUGUGCCGGUGAGGACGCCUGACACAAAAUUCAUGAUGCACCAUAAAUUCUUCAUAAUCGACGCCAUACCGCGUGUAGAGGAGAUCAGACGCCAGAAUAAUAUAAAGAUAGUGCACCCUCCUUGCAGCGUUUUGGCCACCGGAUCUUGUAAUUGGACCAAACAGGCAUUUUCUUACAAUUGGGAGAAUAUCUUAAUCACCGAAGACGCUGAUUUGACAGCCCGGUACCAUACAGAGUUUUCUCGCAUGUGGGACUCUUGCGAAAAUCCUACGAAAGUCCCCGCACACAAACAAGGAAACAGUUUUCGCCGCUGGAUCUCGACUAUGUGUAACUGGUUGCAAAGGCACUUUGCCUGGAAACUUGGCAAUGUUAACAAUUCACCACCAAAUCUAUGUAAUCCUAAAUCGUGUAGUGAAAAUAUAGCUCCAGAAAAUAGUAAGAACUUAGUUGCCGGCAAUAAUCACCAGGUCUCGGCAGAAAUUCAGGAUGGAACAUAUAUUAAAAAGUAA
Messenger RNA from Drosophila bipectinata, 1042 nucleotides. It is a transcript of the gene zuc, whose product is annotated as Mitochondrial cardiolipin hydrolase zuc. NCBI's taxonomy places the organism in Eukaryota, Metazoa, Arthropoda, Insecta, Diptera, Drosophilidae. Gene Ontology annotation, molecular function: RNA endonuclease activity producing 5'-phosphomonoesters, hydrolytic mechanism. The record is from RefSeq and is a predicted model, not a curated record. Gene Ontology annotation, cellular component: mitochondrion. Gene Ontology annotation, biological process: piRNA processing.